This is a messenger RNA of Musa acuminata AAA Group (dessert banana), 2902 nucleotides long. RefSeq names its product glutamate receptor 2.7-like. The transcript has 4 exons. Gene Ontology annotation, molecular function: signaling receptor activity; ligand-gated monoatomic ion channel activity. The coding region runs from base 1 to 2763 and encodes 920 amino acids. Gene Ontology annotation, cellular component: plasma membrane. The record is from RefSeq and is a predicted model, not a curated record. Lineage: Eukaryota; Viridiplantae; Streptophyta; Magnoliopsida; Zingiberales; Musaceae.
AUGGAGAAGCUAAUCCUCCUCCUUUGUCUUGCUUCUGCCAUCUUCCGUUGCUUCUCUUCCUCCGCAGAGUGCAAACCUCAGGUUGACGGAGGUGGGAACGGGACUGUGCAUGUCCGUGUGGGUGCCGUCCUUGACAUGCAGACUUUAGAAGGGAAGAGGAACCAGGCAAGCAUCAACAUGGCCAUGGAUGAUUUCUACGCUGCUCACGGAAACUACUCCACCAGGGUAGAUCUUUGCCUCAGGGAUUCCAACACAAGCAUCAUUGGUGCAGCGGCAGCAGCCACGGAGCUAUUGGAUGACGUCGGAGUGCAAGUCAUCAUUGGUCCUCCCAAAUCCACCCAAGCUGACUACGUGCUAGUUCUUGGCAACCACAGUCGAGUUCCCAUCCUUUCCUUCUCCGCCACCAGCCCUUCCCUCUCCACCGCCCGCACCCCCUACUUCGUUCGCACCACCCUCAACGACUCCUCCGAGGUCGGCGCCAUCGCCGCCGUCGUAAAAUCCUUCGGCUGGCGCAAUGUCAUCCCCGUCUACGACGACACCGACUACGGCACGGGUGCCAUCCCCUACCUCGUCGACGCUCUCCACGCGGUCGACGCCGCCGUCCCCUACCGCAGCAUCAUCGUCUCCACCGCCUCCGAUGAGCAGAUCGAGAAGGAGCUCUACCGACUCAUGACCAUGCAGACUAGAGUCUUCAUCGUGCACAUGCUCGCUGACCUUGGCUCUCGCCUCAUGCGGAAGGCCAAAGAGGUGGGCAUGAUGGUUGAAGGCUAUGUGUGGAUAACCACCGACGGGAUCACGAAUGACCUCGGCUUACUGGAGGAGAAGGUGCUCAACUCGAUGCACGGCACCGUCGGCGUCCGCCGGUACAUUAACAGAUCCGACGAAGGUGUCCGACGUUUCACGAAGAGAUUCACUGAGAAGUUCGCUCAAGGGAAUCCGAGCGUCAACAUGUCAGUGCAACCUCACGUUUUCGACUUCUGGGCGUACGACACUGCUUGGGCUGUGGCCAUGGCGGUAGAGAGAGCCGCCGGGGCAAUGAGGCCUCGCAUCCGUGGCUCCCCAAGCCGUAGCAGUGUAGCAACCGACUUGGACAAGCUCGAUGUUGCCAUAGAUGGACCGAGACUUCUGAAGGCGAUCCACGACACUCGGUUCCGUGGCUUGUGCGGCGAAUUCCUGCUCGUGGACGGGCAGCUCCCAGUUUCCGCCUUCGAGAUAGUGAACGUUGACGGAGACCAUGGCGGAAGGGAGACCGUGAUCGGAUACUGGAAGCCGGAGUCCGGCAUCACGCGACACCCGAACACUAACAAGGCGACAGAGCUCAUGCCCAUAGUAUGGCCAGGGGGGUCGACGACCGUGCCCAAAGGCUGGCAGAUCCCAACCAAUGGCAAGAAACUUCAAGUCAUCGUACCUGUAACAACAGGAUUCAAGCGAUUCCUGAGCGUGGAAUGGGAUCCAACGAAGAACUCAACCAGCGUCAAGGGUUACUGCAUCGAUGUGUUCGAUGCUGUCAUGAAGUCGUUGCCAUAUGCCGUCCCUUACGAGUACAUUCUGCUUCAGCCGAGGACGGCCUCUUACAUCGACGAUCUCGUGUAUCAAAUAUACCUGAAGGUGAUCCUUCCUCCCUCUUCCUCUGAUCAUUCUUUAGACCUAAGACCAGAAUCUAAAGACGUACCACACUCGUUGUUGCAAGUCCAGAACUAUGAUGCGCUGGUGGGGGACAUCACUAUCGUGGCAAACCGGUCUCAGUACGUGGACUUCACGCUGCCCUACACCGAGUCAGGGGUGUCCAUGGUCGUCCCGCUGAAGAAGAAGCCUGGGAACGCAUUAAUAUUCUUGAAGCCAUUGUCGGCAGAUCUAUGGAUAUCAUGCAUUUUCUUCACCUUCCUUACAGGUUUCGUGGUGUGGCUGUUUGAGCACAGGGACAACACCGGUGAGUUCGGCGGCCCGCUGCACCGACAACUGGGCAUCAUCUUCUGCUUCGUUUGCUCCACGCUGGUCUCAUCACCAGAAAGGAAGUUGAAGAGCACAGCAUCGCAGAUCGUGGUGGUGUUUUGGGCGUCCGUGGUCCUGAUACUGGUGUCGAGCUACACAGCGAUGCUGUCGUCCAUGCUCACGGUGCAAGAACUCCAGCCCACAGUGAGCGAUGUGACCGAGCUCCAGACGAAGGGAGUCUACGUCGGCUACAGAAACGGAUCCUUUGUGGCCGACUUGCUGCAGAAGAUGAACUUUGACCGGCACAGACUCAGGAACUACAGCACGGUUGAUCAGUAUGCCGAUGCCUUGUCCAAAGGAAGCGAUAACGGAGGGGUGGCAGCCAUUUUCGAUGAGAUCCCCUACCUCAUGUUCUUCCUCUCCAAACAUUGCCUUGACUACACCAUGGUUGGGCCGACGCAUCAGACGGCUGGAUUUGGCUUCGUGUUUCAGAAGGGGUCUCCAUUGGUUGCUGAUGUUUCGAGGGCUAUAUUGAAGGUGACACAAGGGGACAAGAUGGUGGAGAUAAAAAGGAAAUGGUUCGGAGAUCGGCCAACAUGUUCUAGUCAGCGAGACAAUCUCAGCUCCAUGAGGCUUAACUUCAGGAAUUUUUGGGGACUCUUUCUCAUCUCAGGACUUGUGUCCAUCACUGCCUUGGCCUAUUUCGUCUGCAACAAUCCAUAUGAAGCAAAGGAAGUGAUGGCAAGGAUGCAACAAGCAAUCUUGUACAUCAAAGGGGGGAAGCUGGAUAAAGAAGCUCAAAGUGUUACUGAACCUGAUCAGAAUGGGUAAGCUAUGGCACUUCAGUCCAUGAAUGCAUCCGAUUGUUCAAUUGGAACCCAAAUCCUAUACACAUUCCAGAGACAGCAUUUUUUACAUCAUUAUCAUAAUCUGAAUUGAAAAAUCAAUUUUAAGCACUAGAAGGGAUUCA